AUGGCUUCCUUUGCAACCACCAACACCGCCCUCAUCUUGCUUGACAUACAAAAAGGCAUCAUGAUGGGCAAUUUCCCAGACAAGACACCGGGAUUCGUCAGCAAAGCAGCCAAGCUACUCGAGGCCGUGCGAUCCGCCAACAAGUCUGGCAACAAAGCGCCCAUUACCGUUGUACAUGUAAAAGUUGCCUUUCGGCCCGGCCGACCAGAGCUCAACCCCGUGAGCAACAUGGGCGAGCGACUCAAAAAUGUUCCCGCCAACGUCUUUGUCGAGGGUGAUCAGUCUGUGGCCCUCUUUGACGAGCUUACCCUUGCCCCCAAGGCAGACGGAGCCGACGCUGCUGGGCAUGCAAGCCAAGACGACGUCUUCGUUACCAAGCGUCGUGUCUCUGCCUUGUCCGGCACAGACCUAGCCACUAUCCUGCGCGGGCGCGGGGUGGGCCAUCUCGUGCUGUGCGGCGUCGCUACUGCAGGCGCCGUGCUGUCAACCGUCCGCGAGGCUGCGGAUCUGGAUUACAAGCUUACCGUCCUCAAGGACCUUUGCUUGGACAAGGACGAAGAUGUUCACAAGCUGCUAAUGGAGAAAGUGUUCCCCGUGCAAGCCGAGGUAGUGGAAACAGACGAGUGGGUUACUCGAGGCUUUGCCUGA
This is a messenger RNA of Bipolaris oryzae ATCC 44560, 648 nucleotides long. RefSeq lists its product as uncharacterized. The coding region runs from base 1 to 648 and encodes 215 amino acids. The transcript has a single exon. The record is from RefSeq and is a predicted model, not a curated record. NCBI's taxonomy places the organism in Eukaryota, Fungi, Ascomycota, Dothideomycetes, Pleosporales, Pleosporaceae.